AUGAAACUUUCGAUCGCCAUAUUAUCAUCGAUCCUGCUUGCUUUCUCGGUCACUGUUGCCAAUCCAGUUCUUGACAGUUCGACUACAAGUACUGCAACUACCACUUCGUCAGCAUAUCCUAGUGCGACUGAAACGAGCGGGACUAGUCAUUCAACUCUUUUGGAUCCGUAUAGUCUAUAUAUGGAUCAUUGCUAUCCAAUUAGUUUCAGUGUAUUAGGAAUGAUCGAACUACUUGCAUCAAAUGCACAUAAACUUGAAGAACUAUCGCAAGAUAUUGAAAACAAAAGGGCUAGAUUUGGCAAACAAAAGAAAGUGAUCGAUGAACUCAAGGAAAAACUUGGCAAUUUAAAGAGUGACCCUUCGAGCAGUAAAUCAGAGAUUGCCAAACUCGAAUCUACGCUUACUAACCGCAAUAAAGCUUCCAAGAAACUUUGGAUAGAUUUAGGUAUACUCUUCAAGAAACAUUCAGCAAUAUGUCAGGAAAUUACCAAGUUACGAAGGCAACUUAAAGACUAUUUUAGGAGACAUCAUCCAAUUGAAACAAUGAAUACUGGUGGUGGACCAUAUCUAAAUAGAUACCCUGUAUUUACAAGUUGCUUUAAUUAUUACUACAGUCGCUCACCACAAUGA
This is a messenger RNA of Batrachochytrium dendrobatidis JAM81, 630 nucleotides long. RefSeq lists its product as uncharacterized. The transcript has a single exon. The record is from RefSeq and is a predicted model, not a curated record. Bases 1 to 630 code for a protein of 209 amino acids. NCBI's taxonomy places the organism in Eukaryota, Fungi, Chytridiomycota, Chytridiomycetes, Rhizophydiales.